UCACGUUCCCCAAUCCUCAAUCCCAUCGGACCGACCGGAUUUACUCGAAUCUUCUAGAUUUGUUUUCCGUAUGACCGUAUCAGUGUACGGUGUAUCUACAUUCUACUGUAUCACUGUUCACUGAUUGUUUUCCGACUUUCCGUGCUUUAUUUGCAGCUGGUCUGACGGUCGCGUCGGAUGCGUUUUCUUCUCUCGGUCGUCGUCUAUUAUUUUUAUCAUUAAUAUUAAACGCUGACCCCCCUUGGCGUAGUCUUUUUUUAUCGCUCCAUCUAACGCCCGUAGAAACCUAACCUGUUUUCGACCCUAUCCGUCGAUUGUCUUCGCGGAUUUCCCAUCCACCGCCGUUUCAAUCAACUUUUCGCGGACGUCCAUAUAACCAUUGCCUCGUAAAUUGCGACAGGGACGAUCGAUGCUGUGUCAAGAGUAAUAUGCCUUUUGCUGAUCGCCGGGAUCGUAACAAGUCAAAGUUGAGCGAUCGCAUUCGCGGCAAGUCCACAGACGAAAUACUGGAAGAGAUCAAUCGGGAGUUCGGCAACACGGGCGGAAAUAGCAUGUUUUUCGACAAAUCUGACUCCAGGACUUCUCCUCAAAGGGAAGAAUUUCCGUUUGAUGAUGACAUGCUAAGAGGUCAUUUGAGUGUUCGUUCACAUUUAGAAGAUUUAGCCAAAAGACAUCCAGAUCUUGCUGGUCAUUUGCGUUGUCCACCUUGGGGAGGUGAACCUAGCUCUAAGAGUUGGAGCCGUAAACGCACUGUGUCUGGAGAAGAUAACGCACCUGAGGGACCAUCAGAUCUCAAUCACAAUUACAGCGACCAUACUGAUUCUAGUCCUGAUAAAAAACGAUUUGAAGAAAACAUGGAUAAGCAACACCAGCAUCCGUUCGAAAAUAAUUCAAGAUCUCAGGAAAAUGAUGAUAAACCUCAAAGAUUUGUAUCUAAAUUAGAAUUUACACCAGUAAAUCCUAUUAAUAAUCUAUCUGAAAAUAUUCAACCACAAACACAACCUCAAACUGAUUCAUCCACACCAUCCCACGGAACUCAAAAACAACCUAAUGUGCGACACAUUCCGAUUUAUGUGGAAGGCCGUUCUGAACCAGUGUAUCCAAAGAAUGUAGAUCAAAGAUUUAAUGAAAAUAAUAGCUCAACUUUGCCAAAACGAUCUGCUGGUAAACAAACUCCAUUUGCACAACACCAUUCCUUUCAUGACCAAAAUGCUGCACAACGCCGUCAAACCCCACCUUCCCAACAUCGUCAGCAAACUCCUCCACAAGAAACCAGAUCUACUCCUCCACCCACUCCGCGCCAACAAGUAAAACCAGUAGAUGCUUUGGAAAAAGUGCAAAUCGUUCAAGCUGAUGUAGAAGAAUUGGCAGUAGCUGUUAAUCAAUUUUCUGGUUCCUCGCGUCUUGAUAAGCAAUAUAUUUAUUUGGAUGAGAUGCUUACAAGAAAUUUGAUUAAGCUAGAUACCAUUGAAACUGAAGGAAGAGACGAUGUACGUAUGGCUAGAAAAAAAGCAAUUAAAACUAUCCAGGAUACAAUUUCUGUUUUAGAAAUUAAAGCUCCUCAACCCCAAGAAGAAUUGACAGUUGAAGAAUUGUCUGGGAAUUCAACUGAAACUGCCCAAGUUGAAAAAGAGACUUCAGACACUGAAAAAGUAGAAAGCAAUAAUUAAAAUUAAAAAAAAAUAUCUUAACCAUACAGUGCAGUUCGAUACAAUGGUUAAUUAUUAUAAUUUAUGUUUUUUGUGUUUAAUAAAAUAUUUUACAUCUAUUGUUCCAAUAUUUCAUUUACAUUUAAGAUUGUCUUUUGUCUGUUGAUACAUUAUUUUUUUUUUUAACUUUCGUAGUUUUCAUUAGUUUAAGCAUUCUAUCAAAAUAAUAGUUCAGUGUGAAGACUGGUUACACUGAAAAUGAAUGUGCUUAUAUAUUCAAAUUGUCUUACAGAUUAUAUUAUUUAGUUUGAGAAAUCAUAUUUUUAAAAUUACACUUUAAGCAAGUUUUUAUUUGUUAAUCUUAAAAACUAUCUAAAUAAUAAUAAAAGAUUGUAAAAAAAUAUUUUGUCUUAUAUGUAUUUUUUAAGAUUGUAAUGUGAUCUAUAUAAUAUAUAUAUAUAAAUAUAAUA
Metopolophium dirhodum (rose-grain aphid) is the source of this 2119-nucleotide messenger RNA. It is a transcript of the gene stv, whose product is annotated as BAG domain-containing protein Samui. Gene Ontology annotation, molecular function: adenyl-nucleotide exchange factor activity; protein-folding chaperone binding. NCBI's taxonomy places the organism in Eukaryota, Metazoa, Arthropoda, Insecta, Hemiptera, Aphididae. Bases 429 to 1670 code for a protein of 413 amino acids. The transcript has 3 exons. Gene Ontology annotation, biological process: protein stabilization. Gene Ontology annotation, cellular component: nucleus; cytoplasm; cytosol. The record is from RefSeq and is a predicted model, not a curated record.